Molecule: messenger RNA, 396 nt
Organism: Sparassis crispa
Lineage: Eukaryota; Fungi; Basidiomycota; Agaricomycetes; Polyporales; Sparassidaceae
Exons: 5
Coding region: 1-396 (131 amino acids)
Source: RefSeq, a predicted model, not a curated record
AUGGAUUUCUUCUUCUGUGUGCCUAUCAUCUUUGGUUGCCCCACAAAGAUUAAACCCGAGGGUGACCAAACGCCCAGAAUCUGCCCGAGAUGUAACAACGCAUCCGUGCACUCCGCCAAGUCCAGGCUCUGGUUUGAGCUCUGUUUUGUCCCCUUGAUUCCCAUGUCAUCGAAGCGCGUAUGGGUUUGCACCAUUUGCCAGUGGAACCUUCCCAUACAACCAGGAUGGGAGCCCGCUGUCCCAGGGUACGGUUUCCAACGCGGAGAGGGUAGCAACUGGCAGCAGGCACCACCUUCGGCGUAUAUGAACCCUCCUCCGAACGUAUACCAGCAGAGCUACCAGCCAGGAUACGCUGACCCCACCAUCAAUCAGGGUCAGAAGCCUGAGAGGCCGUGA